CGCAACAAAAGACAAUUGAUGAUCUAAUCUUCCAGAAAUCACAGCUGGAGCAUGAUGUUAAUCAAUACUGCACCAAGUUGGAAAUAGCAGCAAAAGACAAAGCUGCCAGUGAGCAAGAGUUAGGUCACGCAAAACAGUCAAUUGAGCAGGCUGAGGCCAAGUGGUCUUUGGCUCAGAGGAAACUAGAGGACCUCUUAAAGAAAACUAAUGAUGGCCAAGAUCUUGUUCAGAGCCCCAAACAUCACAGAAAGAUAAUUGUGGAGGAAGUGACAGAGGGAAAGGUGCGAAGGGUCCAGGCUAAAGGAAGUGAUCUGGCUCAGAAGCUUUCUGCAUUAAACUGUCAUCCGACAGUUGACGGUGAACCCGAGCUGUCUGCAGAAAGAGAGAACGAGCGCAUGAUGGCGGACAUCCUACAGCAGAAAGUAGAGGAACUCGUCCUAAUCCAGAAAAGAGCAGAAGUGGCUGAGGAGAAAGCACAAAGCUACAGAAAGCUGUUGGAUGACAGCAAUAACAGACUGAAGAAACUUCAGAUGGACAUGGAAACUGAAAGAAACAACAUGAGACAGAAAUCAGAGGAUCUCCAGCAAGAAGCAUUGAACUUGACUAAAUCCAUCAAUGAACUUCAAGAGGAAAUACGAUCUCUCCAAAGAGCAAAAUCCUCAUUGGAGCAAAAUGCCUUUUUCCAAAAGACAGAAAUUGAAGGUCUUAAAGAGCAGCUGAAGAUCACCCAGGGAGAACUGCAAAAGAAAAACUCCAUGGAGCAGGAAAAUACUCACAAGAUUCACAACUUAGAGGAAGAGCUAGCUUCCAAGCAGGCAGUGGUAGAUCAGCUGAAGUUUAAGUGCAAUGAGCUGACGAGGAUAAAUGUCUCGUCUGACAGUGAUAUUAGAGGUCUUCAGAUCCAGGCAGAGUCUUUGGAAAAAGACAGAUCGUUUUCUGAACAAAAAAUCAAGUCUUUAAAGAGUGAGAUUGAGAGCUGGAAACAGCAGCUUCAAACAGCUAACGAGGAAAGCAACUUCAUAAAGAGAUCUGAGCAGGCGUCGCAGCUUCAGUGUAAAAGCCUGGAAGCCAAACUGCAAAAAAGUGAAUUGGUUGCUUCGCAGUUGCAGAAAAGAGUAGAUGAGUUAAAUCAAACCAAUACGGAGAUGGAAAAGAAUCUGAAGAAUGUUAAAUCUAAACUCGAUCAGGUGACGGUGGAAAUUGGCAGCAAGGAUCAGCAAAUUAAAAUCUUUAAGUUUCAGGCAGAGGGCACUAAAUCACAGGUCAAAAUUGUAGAGGAGGAGCUAAAUAAGAAAUCUCAGACUUCCCAUGAGCUUCAAAUGAAACUGCAGGAUUACAGUGAGGAGAUUAGGAAAAUGACUGAACUGCAGCAGAAAAUCAUAAUACUCAAUUCAAAAAUUGACAAUUAUGAAAAAGAAAUAACAGCUCUGAAAUCAGAGCUGAAGUCGGUGGUUGCUGAGCGGAAUUCUGCAAAUCACAAAAUCAACAUGCAAAACACUGAAGUUAAUGAUUUGAACAUGUUGCUGAAGACAAGAAAUGCAGAACUGCAAAAAGAAACUGCAGAGAGUCUAAAACAUCUCAGUAAAGUUAAAGCAUUAGAAGACGAGCUUUACAAACAUAAGCACAACAUAAUGACUAGCAGCUCAGAGAGCAUGACAGGCACCCUAAAGCAGGAGAUAUUUGCACUUCAGAACGACAAGAGAGCAGCAGAUAAGACAGUAGAGAGCUUGAAUGCUAAACUCGCAGAGGUAAACUCUUCCCUGCAGAGAUCUAAAGAUGAAUUGUUAAAAGAGACCAGAGAAAGAAAAGCCAAAGAAUCCAAAAUAUUGCAGUUGGAGACUGAGCUUCAGAGAAAUAAAGCAGCAGUGCAAGAAGCGACGUCUAGUUCUGAUGCUGUUCAGAGCGACAAGAGAGCAACAGACAAGAAGGUAGAGAGCUUGAAUGCUAAACUCUCAGAGCUCAACACUUCCUUACAGAGAACUAAAGAUGAACUGUCGAAAGAGACCAGAGAAAGAAAAGCCAAGGAAUCCAAAAUAUUGCAGAUGGAGACUGAGCUUCAGAAAAAUAAAGUAGCAAUAAAAGAAGCAAUUUCAAGUUCUGACAAAUCACGAUCAAAUCUCCAACAUGAAAAUACAAUUCUUAAGAGGGAGAAAGCUGAGGCACUUGAGAAAACCAUCUCAUUGGGAUCUGAAGUCAGAACACUGAAAGAAAAGCUGCAUCGUAGUCAAAUCGAAGCUGAUCAGAAGCAAAAAGAAAACUCUGUCCUCCAGCAGAGGGCCAAGCAGAUGGAAGAACAACUUGAGAAGUGCAAGAAAAUGCUAGAGGAGCUGAAAAGUAAACUAGAACUUCAGAAAGAGGGCUAUGAGAGGCAGUUGUUGCUAAUGCAGACUGAAAUAGAGAAAAAGCUUGUUUUACUUCAGUCUGAAUUGGCAAGUGAAAGUGGCAAGUCAAGCCAGCUGCCACAUAGUGUAGAGUUAGCAGAGAUACUUAACAAGUACUUCAAACAAGACAUCAAACAGAUAAAAACAGUGCAUCACACCAUUGUGGAGACAAAGCAACAACCAGACCAACAACUGCAGAUCAAACUGGACAAACUGCAGCAAGAAAGAACAAAACUCGAACACGACCUCAUAAAGGCAAAAUCACAAAUUUCCCAGCUUGAGGAAGAUAGAAUUAAACUCAACACAAAAGUCAGCUCUUUACAAAGCCUUUGCAAUGAACAUCCAAACGAGUCAGCUAGGUUGACAGAUAGUGAGUGGAGACUGACACUGAAGGAAAAUGAAGCAAGAGCCCUCCGGGAGCAAAUCGAGUCAUAUGUCAAAGAGGUGAAAAGUCUUCAGGAGAAGCUCUUGACGCUCGGAGUCAGGAUGAAGACUGAAAAUCAGAACAUAAACAAACAGGAAGUCAUUGAAACCAUUUGUCACUAUGUGGAUGACAACGUGACGGCUACGCUGAAGACGGACCCUACAGUGAGGCUGAAGGCGGCGCCGUCGUAUGAGAGGACAAAAUACAACCUGGAGGAUGAGAUUCUCAAAAUGAAAGUUUCCUCAGAGAUGGCAGCAAUGGAGAAAGAAAACACUGGACUGAAACAAGUCAAACAAGAAAAAAUGGAAGUCGCUCACAGCCAAAGCCUCCAUGAUUCACCAACAAAGAAAACCUUGAAUAGCUCUGGUAAUCAAACUCCUAGUCUCCUACCAAAAGACAUGCAGAGUGUGACCUAUAAAAGCCAAAUCAAACCUGGCGAGCCCAUGACCAUGACCACACAUGGAUACAUGUCUCUGUGUGGACUAACAGACCAAUGGCCAAGUGAAAUGUGUAGCAUCACUCAGACAAGAACGUAUCAGAUCAAAGAAAUAUCUGAAACUGUGAGCACUUCAGACAGUGAGGGAAAAGUGAACGCUAUAUAUUCAACUUCCCAAAAGAUCCCAGAUCUCAAAGGCAGCACAAGUAUUCAAAGCUUUAUCAAGUUUAAGCUCUUGGAUGAAGAGGUUUGGCGUAAGUUUGAGGAGGGUCACGUCACGAUGGAAGAGGUGCAAACAUUGCUCGCUCAGUAUGCUGGCGAACCAACCGCUAUAGCUGGCAUUUAUGUGGAGUCAAGUAAGAAGAAGAUAUCCUUCCUAGAAGCUGCUGAGAAGGGCUUCUUAGCAAAGACAUAUGCUCUUGAAUUCCUGGAGGCUCAGGCUGCAACAGGAAGCCUUACAGAUCUGUCCACAGGACAAACACACUCAGUUGCUGAGGCUCUGGAGAGAGGUAUUAUCGAGCCAGGCCAGAAAGACAAACUGAUCGAGGCUCAGAAAGCUGUUAGUGGCUACCUCCAUGGUGGCAAAAAGCUGUCUGUGUUUCAGGCAAUGGAGGAAAGGAUUCUUGAUAGGUACAAAGGCAAGAAGAUCCUUGAGAUCCAGGUUGCCACCGGAGGAAUCAUCAACCCAGAGACUGGUGUCAGGGUGCCAACUAGCAUCGCUGUUGAUCAGGGUCUUUUGAACAAGGAGACGCUGCAGAGUCUGUACGAUCCAGUUGGUAACCCCAAAGGCUUCCACAACCCUGACAGCGGACAGAAAGCCUACUACUCUGAAAUACUGAAGACAUGCCUUUAUGACAUCGAUGGUGGUGUAUAUCUCUUCCCAGUUGGUGAGAAACAUCUAACAAACACCUCUCCCACAAGUUCUCACAGAGUGUCUGUUGUCAGCAGCAGCAGUGGCAUUGAAAUGUCGGCGUACGAAGCCUUCAAGGGGAGACACAUUGACAAGAGGACGUACCUGUUUCUGUCUCAGCAGGAAAGUGAAUGGGAGGAAAAGUCCACCGUUGACGACAGUGGAAACACACUUCACAUCAUUUCUGAUGUCAAAAGUGGCCGACAGCUUUGUUUAGAGUCUGCUCUGAGUCAGAGGUUUCUUGAGCUGUCUGAGCUUGAAAGCUAUGGCAAUGGGGAUCUCUGCAUCUAUGAGAUUGCAGACAUCAUAUUUUCAAGAAUGGUUGUUGUGGAUGAUAUCAACAGCCCCAUUGCUGGUCUCUGGGACGUCACCCAGAGGAAGAGGCUCUCAGUUCUUCAGGGUUUUCAACAGGGUUUUACCGAUAGAAUCUCUGCCUUACGGUUGUUGGAGGCCCAGGCCUGCACUGGAGGAAUUUGCGACCCCUCUUCAGGAGAGAAAGUUACUCUUUCUGAGGCUGUAAAAAGAGGCCUUUUAGACGAGGCGUUGAAUCAGCAGCUCCAGCAGUUUGAGCAGGUGUUUAAUGGCAUCGUUCACCCCAAAACUUCAAAGACUUUAUCUAUCUCCCAGGCUAUUCAGGAAAAUCUCCUCCCCAAAGAUGUCGGCUUCCGCUGCAUUGAAUUCCAGCUCCUGACUGGAGGAUUGAUAAGCCCCGACACUCAUGAAAGAGUAUCCCUUGAAGAAGUCAUUCAGAGCGGCCUUGUUGACAAAGUUACGGCAACUGCGCUCAAAGACGAGAGGUUUCACACCAAAAGCCUCAGCUGUCCAAAAACCAAGAGAAGAAUCACAUUCAGGGAGGCACUUGAAAGAAGCGUGUACGACUGCCACACGGGGUUAAGGUUACUGGAGGCGACAAAAGUUCAUGGUUUGGGGGCAAAAUCUACAUUUCAUUAUGUUUGGGCGUAUAAAUAAGAAGCAUUUGUAAAUAUAUGUUUGUACAUAGCAUAAAAGAAAGAGCUGCAAAUACAGUUUCUGUGUUUUUUAUUUGGCUGUAAAGAUACAAUAACUUAACCAUUUAAAAUCUGGAUUGACAUCAGUUAUCUUGUGCUGCAUGCAGACACCUUUCACAAGCAUUUAAAUCAAACUGGUUUGAUUUCUGUUGCAAACAUAGGAAAAAAGGCAAUGUAAUGUAUGUGAAAUUAUCUGAAUUUUGGAGAUGGACAGAGAGGAUUGUAAGACUUUUUUUUAAAACCUAGGAAGAAAUGUCCAUACAACUAUAUUUAUAAUUAUGUAAUUA
This is a messenger RNA of Plectropomus leopardus (leopard coralgrouper), 5445 nucleotides long. RefSeq lists its product as uncharacterized. Gene Ontology annotation, molecular function: structural molecule activity. Gene Ontology annotation, cellular component: intermediate filament; cytoskeleton; plasma membrane. The record is from RefSeq and is a predicted model, not a curated record. NCBI's taxonomy places the organism in Eukaryota, Metazoa, Chordata, Actinopteri, Perciformes, Serranidae. Gene Ontology annotation, biological process: intermediate filament cytoskeleton organization; cell-cell adhesion; skin development.